AUGGACAGCUUGGUGCAGUUGAUUAAUUUUAUGAGUCUCAUUCUUCUCUUCAACAUGGAAAGUUCAAGAAGUUUCUUUCAGAAUGUGAUGCAGCGUCAAGUUGUUGAACGUUUCUGGCUAAUAAAGGAAGAAGUAACCUCCUUCUUGCAAAUCUUGGAUACACAUAGAGCAAAGAAGCACUUAGAGUUCAUAACAAAUGAGCACAAUAUGCUAGAUAUGGCUUUUCUGAAGGAUAUUCUGAAAUAUUUAAAUGCACUCUACAUAGAGUUACAAGGGAAUGGGAAAUUAGUGUGUGAUCUGACACAAAAGUAUAAAAAAGAGAACUCAGUAGAAGACAUUGCAGUGUUUGUAAGAUUUCUGUCCAAUCUAUGGGACGAAUUUGCUACAAGAUUUCAAGACUGCAAAAAUUGGAAACUCUCUCAAUUCCUAAAAUUUCCUUAUGAAGUUGAUGCAUCGGCAGAAUGGACUGAUGUGGCCGCUAAGUUGUUCAGUGUUUCAAAGUCUUCACUUCAAGUGGAGAUAAUCGACUUGCAAGAAGAUAUUUCUUUGCAAAUGUAUAAAACUGUAUCCACUGAAGAAUUUUGGGGUAAACAUGUUUCAGAAAAAUAUCAAAAUUUUAAGAAAGUAGCUAUCAAUCUGGCCACUAUGUUUGGUUUGACAUAUAUAUGUGAAUCAUCAUUCUCGAAAAUGAAUUUUUCGAGGAACACAUAUAAGUCAAGGUCGACGGACGCCCAUCUCGAAGACAUACUUUGCAUUUGCUGUACCCCUCGUACACCGAACUUUAAAAAACUGGCUCAAGACUGUCGAUGUAAUUUCUCACAUUGA
Molecule: messenger RNA, 825 nt
Organism: Schistocerca serialis cubense
Lineage: Eukaryota; Metazoa; Arthropoda; Insecta; Orthoptera; Acrididae
Product: general transcription factor II-I repeat domain-containing protein 2-like
Exons: 3
Coding region: 1-825 (274 amino acids)
Molecular function (GO): protein dimerization activity
Source: RefSeq, a predicted model, not a curated record